Messenger RNA from Arabidopsis lyrata subsp. lyrata, 2427 nucleotides. Its product is annotated as probable ferric reduction oxidase 1. Lineage: Eukaryota; Viridiplantae; Streptophyta; Magnoliopsida; Brassicales; Brassicaceae. The record is from RefSeq and is a predicted model, not a curated record. Gene Ontology annotation, molecular function: oxidoreductase activity. The coding region runs from base 84 to 2273 and encodes 729 amino acids. The transcript has 10 exons. Gene Ontology annotation, cellular component: plasma membrane.
UAUGUGGGUUUUGUAAAAUUUAUUGCAAACUCCAUUUCACUUUGUUUUUUCUUCUCAUUUCUUGGAGUUUCAUCUCUUGUACCAUGGGAUUAGGAGAAAUGAAUAAGGAAGUGACUGAGAAGGUGAUUAAGUUCGUAACAAUGGUGAUUUUGAUGGGGACUAUAGUGAUCUGGAUUAUGAUGCCAACUUCUACAUACAAGGAAAUCUGGUUAACCCCCAUGCGUGCCAAGCUCGGCAAAUCGAUGUACUAUGGGAAACAAGGAGUGAACCUUUUGGUUUACAUGUUCCCGAUGAUUCUACUGGCUUUUCUGGGAUGUAUCUACCUUCACUUGAUGAAACAAACAACUGUUAAUCAAUUUAACAGCGGAGUGGAGAAGAAGAGAGCCAAGUUUGCUGCAUUGAGAAGACCAAUGUUAGUGACGGGACCAUUAGGAAUAGUGACAGUGACUGAGGUUAUGUUCUUGACGAUGUUCAUGGCUCUUCUUCUUUGGAGCUUAACCAAUUACAUUUACAGGACGUUUGUCACCAUCACUUCUGAAUCAGCAGCAACUGACAGAAAUAGCCUAUGGCAAGCGAGGUUGGAUUUAAUAGCAGUACGGCUAGGUAUAGUAGGGAACAUAUGCUUGGCGUUCUUGUUCUAUCCAGUGGCUCGUGGCUCGUCGUUGCUGGCUGCAGUGGGGCUUACGUCGGAGUCGAGCAUCAAGUACCAUAUAUGGCUGGGACACUUGGUCAUGAUCUUAUUCACCAGCCACGGUCUCUGUUACUUUAUCUAUUGGAUAUCCAAGAAUCAAUUAGUCUCCCAGAUGUUGGAGUGGGAUAGGACCGGUGUCUCGAAUUUAGCCGGAGAGAUAGCUCUGGUGGCCGGACUUAUGAUGUGGGUCACCACAUAUCCGAAGAUAAGGAGGAGAUUCUUCGAAGUCUUCUUUUAUACUCAUUAUCUCUACAUCGUCUUCAUGCUCUUCUUCGUCUUCCACGUCGGCAUCUCUCAUGCGUUGAUUUCUUUUCCCGGUUUCUACAUCUUCCUCGUUGAUCGUUUCUUGAGGUCUCUUCAGUCACGCAACAAUGUCAAGCUAGUCUCUGCUCGUGUUCUUCCUUGUGACACCGUUGAGCUCAAUUUCUCCAAAAACCCUAUGUUGAUGUAUAGCCCGACAAGCACUAUGUUCGUGAACAUACCGAGUAUUUCGAAGCUUCAGUGGCAUCCAUUUACGAUAAUUUCUAGUAGCAAACUCGAACCAGAGACGUUAAGUGUUAUGAUCAAGAGCCAAGGAAAAUGGUCCAGUAAGCUUUACGAUAUGCUUUCUUCAUCUUCCUCUGAUCAAAUCAAUCGCCUCGCUGUUUCCGUCGAGGGACCCUACGGCCCUAGUUCCACUGAUUUCCUACGACAUGACUCUCUGGUGAUGGUGAGUGGAGGCAGUGGGAUUACACCGUUUAUCUCCAUAAUCCGCGACCUAUACUACAUGAGUUCAACGCACAAAUCUAAAAUCCCUAAAAUGACCCUAAUCUGCGCCUUUAAAAACUCUUCCGACCUCUCCAUGCUUGACCUAAUCCUACCAACUUCCGGUCUCACCACCGACAUCUCCUCGUUUGUAGAUAUCCAGAUCAAAGCCUUCGUUACCCGAGAGGAGAAAAACCCAGUAAAAGAAUCAACUCACAAUAGGAAUAUCAUCAAAACCCUAUAUUUCAAACCAAACGUCUCAGACCAACCCAUCUCACCAAUCCUCGGGCCCAACUCUUGGCUCUGUCUUGCAACCAUCCUCUCUUCUUCCUUCAUGAUCUUUAUUGUCAUCAUCGCAAUCAUAACGAGAUAUCACAUCUACCCAAUCGAUCAAAACUCGGAAAAGUACACUUGGGCUUAUAAAUCGCUCAUUUACCUUAUAUCGAUCUCCAUUAGCGUGGUGACUACUUCUACGGCUGCUAUGUUGUGGAACAAAAAAAGGUAUUACGCGAAAAGUGACCAAUAUGUCGACAAUUGGUCUCCGUUGAUUAUCGAGAGCUCACCGCAGCAAUUGUUAUCGCAAUCCACCGACAUUUACUACGGAGAGAGGCCUAAUCUUAACAAGCUUCUAGUUGGUGUACCGGGUUCGAGCGUGGGAGUUCUUGUGUGUGGUCCGACGAAGAUGAGACAAGAGAAUGCAAAAAUGUCGCCGCAGCAAUUGCUAUCACAGUCCACCGACAUUCAUUACGCAGAGAGGCCUGACCUUAACAAGCUUCUAGUGUGUGGCCAGAGGAAGAUGAGACAAGAGGUAGCGAGGAUUUGUCGAUACAGCUGGUGAAUUUUUUUACUCAGAUUGAUAUUUUUUGUCAUAUCUGUUUGGGUUGCAAAAUAAAUAUGGAGCCUUGAGAGUAGAUACAUUUUGAGGAUAUCCUAGUACACAUUUUUUCGUCUCCUAGUACUAAUAAUAACAUGUGAUUGGAUUUAGUAGAGUU